Rhodofomes roseus is the source of this 480-nucleotide messenger RNA. RefSeq names its product Aldo/keto reductase. The transcript is spliced from 6 exons. The annotation marks the transcript as partial. NCBI's taxonomy places the organism in Eukaryota, Fungi, Basidiomycota, Agaricomycetes, Polyporales, Fomitopsidaceae. The record is from RefSeq and is a predicted model, not a curated record.
CUCCAUGCACCCGCAGACUACGCGAUCCAGAACAAGCUCACCCCGUUCGUCUCAAUGCAGAACCAGCACAGCCUGAUCUACCGCGAGGAGGAGCGCGAGAUGUUCCCAACCCUCAAGAUGUUCGGAGUGGGCGCGAUCCCCUGGUCGCCCCUCGGCCGCGGCAUCCUCGCCCGCCCGCUCUCCGCACAGACGAAGCGUGGGGAGACCGACGCUUAUGCGGAACCGUACAAGAAGUGGGCGGGGACGUCUGACAUCGUCAACCGGGUCGAGGAAAUCUCGAAGAAGAAGGGCGCGAGCAUGGCGCAGGUCGCAACCGCGUGGAGCCUGGCGAAGGAUGGCGUCACCGCGCCGAUCGUCGGCACGACGAGCUUGAAGAAUCUCGAAGACAUCAUCGCUGCGGUGAACGUCGAGUUGACCGCGGAUGAGAUCAAAUACCUCGAGGAGCCCUACAAGCCGCUGGCGGUCCAUGGUUACAUGUGA